CUUCAGGAUGGACACAUUCGUGGGCGGGCUUUAACGUUACCUGAAUAGUCUGCAGAACAGUAUCUUACAAGUAGGGCGGUGAUUUCUAAACUAUAUCAACACAGACCCACUAUAUUAGAAGAAAUGGAGGAAACAAAGCCUGAGGAGACGAAUGUGGAGGAGCAGAAAGAUGAGGAGAAUAAGAUCUGUCCAGAGAAACUGGAGGAAGCCAAACUGAAGGCCAAAUACCCUCAAUUGGGUAAUAAGCCUGGAGGAUCCGAUCUGCUCAGAAAAAGACUGCAGAAGGGGCCAAAGUACUUUGACUCAGGUGACUACAACAUGGCGAAGGCCAAGAUCAAGAACAAGCAGCUUCCAGCGGCACAGACAGAGAAGACCGAGAUCACUGGAGACCACAUCCCCACCCCUCAGGAUCUGCCACAGAGGAAACCCUCUCUGUUGGCCAGCAAACUGGCUGUCUGAUACCUGCUGCUGUCCUUCACUCCACACUCCCAAAACAUGUCUCCAUUAAUCUGUUAUCCUGCCCUCAUCCUCUCUUGUUUCCUGUCCUCUGAAAAUACACUGAAUAGUCAAGGGUUGCUGAUGUUACAGAGCUGUACUGCCGCACUGUGAGAUGGGUUGGGUCGUGGCUCCAAAGGGGGUGAAGUUCUCAGAAGUCUUCUGGUAUUUUAAUGUGUCGUAGUAUGUAGUUGAAAGAGUACAUAUUUGCUAGUGAGUGAGGGCAAACUGCAUUUUAGAAGAAGUUUUGCAUUUUAAUUAUAACCAUUCCUGAAUUACCCACUGCUUAGAGGACAAGGUCACCCAAAAAUGAAGAUUCUGUCAAUUACAUUAUUUCCUCCAGUGAACGCAAAAGGAAAUGUUUAGUGGAAUGUCAAAGUUGCUCUUUUUUUAAACAAAGAAAGUCUAUAAAGGGAAAGGGUUGUAGAGCUCCGGGAAUUACAAAACACUGUACUGGAAGUAGUCCACACAACUUGUUCCAACCAUGGAUGUCACUGAGAUACAGACCUCUGCAUUUUUUCUA
Carassius carassius (crucian carp) is the source of this 1018-nucleotide messenger RNA. Its product is annotated as cAMP-regulated phosphoprotein 19-like. Lineage: Eukaryota; Metazoa; Chordata; Actinopteri; Cypriniformes; Cyprinidae. Gene Ontology annotation, molecular function: protein phosphatase inhibitor activity. Gene Ontology annotation, cellular component: cytoplasm. The transcript has 3 exons. The coding region runs from base 124 to 459 and encodes 111 amino acids. The record is from RefSeq and is a predicted model, not a curated record.